AUGCUAACCCACAUCUCUUCUACAACCAGCAUUUCUGUCUCCAACUUGACUCUCACAUUCAUUCUCUUGUCUACUUGCUACCAACAUCUCUAUCUGUUCAAGAACAGUGGGAUAGUCUCAAAACCAAUAUCAUCCAUUUUAUCUGCUCUUAUUGCUGUUGCCCUUGCUGCAACCUUACUACAACAGAAGCCCAGUUGCAGACCUUCUAUCAUGACCGAUUCCACAGCUGCAUUUUAUGAAGAUUUGUAUUUCCCUAAUGACAUUGAGCAAUCCAUUGUAGAUGACCUUCUAUACAUACGAGAAGGUGCACAGCAGUCUCCUUCUACCAGCAGUCCCGGUCCCAACAGGAUACCCUAUGAAAUCCUUUGUCUCCUUUUUGACUAUUCCGCGUGUGCUCAUAUCUUGGAAAAGCUGUACAAUGACGCUCUCACCACUGGAGUUUUUCCUGCCUCCUGGCAAUCUACCUGUCUCUUCUUGCUACCAAAGAAAGGAGACCUUACAUGUUUGAAGAACUGGCGACCUAUUGCCUUGAUUAACACUGAUGCAAAGAUUUUUACUUGA
Messenger RNA from Phycomyces blakesleeanus NRRL 1555(-), 561 nucleotides. RefSeq lists its product as hypothetical. Bases 1 to 561 code for a protein of 186 amino acids. The record is from RefSeq and is a predicted model, not a curated record. The transcript is spliced from 3 exons. Lineage: Eukaryota; Fungi; Mucoromycota; Mucoromycetes; Mucorales; Phycomycetaceae.